AUGAAUGCGCAAUGUUACCUCACCAGAGUGGAAUCAUUCUCAGCUUGCCAUCGCCUUCAUUCUGUUCAUCUUAAUAAUGAAGAAAAUGUCGAAAUUUUUCAAAAAUGUAACAAUCCAAUGGGACAUGGUCACAAUUACAAAUUGGAAGUUACCAUUCGAGGACCUAUUGACCAAAGAACAGGUAUGGUUAUAAAUAUUGCUGACUUAAAGUUGAUUCUUAAAAAAAAUGUUCUCGAUUUGUUGGAUCAUAAAAAUAUCGAUGAAGAUGUUGAAUAUUUUAAGAGAAAUAAUAUUGUAUCAACUACAGAGAACUUAGCUGUUUUCAUCUGGUCACAGUUAGCGGAUGCUAUACCUAACAAAUUGCUUUACAAAGUUAAAGUGUGGGAAACUGAGAAAAAUAUUGUAACUUAUAAAGGUGAAUGA
Trichobilharzia regenti is the source of this 423-nucleotide messenger RNA. Lineage: Eukaryota; Metazoa; Platyhelminthes; Trematoda; Strigeidida; Schistosomatidae. The record is from the annotation of a GenBank genome assembly.